AUGGGUGGGCCGACGCACUUGCGUCGACCCGAAACCUUGAAGAUUGGUAUCUCAAGGUACAAGGGAACCGAUGGAGAUUCCCUUUUGAGAUGGUUCGUCGAGCUAGACGACGCCACCAGGGCCCGUCACAUCGAGGGUGACGAGACGCAAGUCACCUUCGCCCUGACAGAUUUGACGGGACGAGCAAAGACUUGGGCCUUAGGGCUCAAGCGUCACGGCCCAAACGUGUUUGAGUCGUUAGAGAUCUUGAAGUCUCGACUCAAAGAUACGUUUGAGCCGCCGAGAGCCAAGUUCAGAGCAUGCUCUGCACUUCUGAGGCUAAAGCAAGGUAAGCGUGAUGUGCACGCUUACGCACAGCACCUUCGCUACCUUGUGAGUAGCGUUACGGAAUACCCUGUUGAUGAGCACAUGCUCAUCAACGUGUUCUUUUACGGCCUUGUGGAUAGGCCAGUGAAGACCUACGUGUUCCGAGAGGACUUCCAUACGCUGGAAAAGGCGAUAGCGUAUGCGGAACAAGAAGACUUCAGCCAGAGACAGUCUCAGGCUAACUCGUCAAACUAUCGUCCGACGAGACGACAGGAAACAGGAGGUCCCGAACCAAUGGACCUCUGUUACAUCUAG
Molecule: messenger RNA, 621 nt
Organism: Peronospora matthiolae
Lineage: Eukaryota; Oomycota; Peronosporomycetes; Peronosporales; Peronosporaceae
Source: the annotation of a GenBank genome assembly